AGCAAAAUAAUUUAGCUGAUUAUUUCCUAGCAACAGUCUGACAUUUUCUGAAAUAGGUAAUUUUUCAGAUGUUUGAAUUGUUUUAAUUAGUAAUAAUACCAUUCAAAGUGUGGUGUCUUAGAAGCAUGCUGCCUAGGUUCUCUACCAAUAGUUCCAUCUUCUUCAGGAUAUCACCGUGCACAUUGUGCCAGUUAUCACAACAUGUCAGACUUCUAGGUCUGCAUGGUCCUGUAGAUUGCACUGCACCCGGUCACCAUCAUCAUGCAGUAGGCAGCCCCAGGCUUCGAUUUUCAGACAUAGAGCUUCCUGAUGCCAUCAUGACGUUGCUGCAGCAGCAGUACGCACAGCCAACUGCCAUCCAGAGUAUGGGACUGAGCCUGGCCCUGAGUGGCAGAGAUGUGAUCGGUGUAAUGUAG
This is a messenger RNA of Hyalella azteca, 416 nucleotides long. RefSeq lists its product as uncharacterized. The transcript has 3 exons. NCBI's taxonomy places the organism in Eukaryota, Metazoa, Arthropoda, Malacostraca, Amphipoda, Hyalellidae. The record is from RefSeq and is a predicted model, not a curated record. The coding region runs from base 126 to 416 and encodes 96 amino acids.